AUGGAAGAUUUUGACUUGGUGAAAACUGACAAAAAAACUUCUGUAGAGUUUUUUAUUAAAAAUUCUCCCCAUUCUCUUGGAAUGAACCUAAAUACUAAUAGAAGUAGUCCCCACCUUAGUACAAAUGGGGUGUCCUCUUUCUCAGGGAAGACCGGCCCGUCUGUAAUCGAAGGCGCAGUUGAAGUCCUGGGCUCUUUAAUGCAAGAGCUACAAAACAAUGGCAAGACCGAUUCGGAGCUUUGGAAAAACUGUGAGACCAGGUGGUUGCAGCUGUUCAACUUGGUGGAGAAACAGUGUGAAGAGCAGAUAGUGGCCCAGCAGGAACAAUUCCACAACCAGAUCCAACGAAUACAGGAGGAGAUAAAAAAUUUAGUCAAGUUGCAGACCAACAAUGCUUCAUGGGCGGCUUGCGAUAGUGCUGUAAGCGCACAGGCACCCGCAGAAAGUCAAAUGGGUUUUUUCGCGGAGCCCAGUGAGAGAAAUGACGCGAUCCUCAGCCGCCCUGCGCCCGACCAGCCCGACAUGCAGCAGGACGCGUCCAGCUCGCAGCCCGACUGCAGCGCCGAGGGCAGCUGUGUGAGCAGCGGCUAUGGCACCUGCGCCUCCGAGUUAAGCGCCUGCAAGGCCGGGGACUCGGGCCACUUCAUGGAGCGCGAGGCCGAGCCUGUGGGACCCUGCGGGGUGCCGGGGGGCCAGGCCGAGCCCCUCGAGCCGCACUCGGACUGUGGACACAGCAGGAGUGGCCGCCCGCAGGCCGCCCAGGGCCUCUCCGAAGACGCCUCUCUCUUUCCUGGGGACCUGGAAGGUGAUUUUCUUGGAAAAAGUCAAAUUUCAGAAGUAUACAGUGGGGAAAAAAAUGGUAAUAAAGCUAUAACAUCAUGGGCACAAAAGCUGAAGCAGAACCAGCCAAAGCGAAUACACUCGGGAGAGGAUUGUUCCCGGCCAGCGCAGGCCAGCCAGCAGGUAGCCGGGCCUCUGCUGACCCGUGCGCUCGAGUCUGACCUCCCCGCCGUGGCUCGUCCUCCUGCGUUUUACCUCAGCAAGCCGGAGGAGCUCCCGGACUCGUGGCUGUCCGCCGAGGGAGCAGGGCUGCUGUACUGGAAGCUGGAGGAGAAGGACAUGUACCACUCUCUGCCCGAGGCUUUCGACACCUCCCUCGCACCCCCCACAGCUCGGCGCCCAAGCCAGUUUAAUGCUAGUAAUGAGAUGAAGCCACCAUCACUGAAGGAUAUUUACCGUAAGAAACAACGGGAGAGCAAGCCGUUUCCGGAGAGGGAUCUCACUUGCGCGUCCCACCCAGAUCACCCGCCAGAGGUGCUGACUCUGGACCCCGCGGCUCACAGGAAGCCCAGCCCCCGCGGCACCCUCGAGGACCCGGUGUCCUCCUCGCCCGACUCGGUGCUGGGGCCCGCUCUGUCCAGCCACUCGGACACUGACUCGUUCUCACAAGCAAGUCACGUCACGUCCCAGCUGUCCGGAUUCCCCAAGUCUCCUUCCCACUCGAAAGCCUCGCCCGGGGACCCCUGGGAAAGCCGCCCCUUCCCUCACGAGAGCAGGACCAGCUCCUCCUUCGCUUCCGUGUACUCCGCCGCGAGCAGCGACGUCUCAGUGAAUACCGUGGAGGGAGCCGCCACAGCCACCGUCCCGUCGGUCUCCGCCCGCCAGCCCCCGAUCCCGGCUGUGGCCAGCUCUGGCUCCGAGCGCAUCUCUUCUGCGCCCCCCGGGGACCCUGUGCUCAUGUCUCAGAUCAGGCAGACCCUGAAGGAGAAGCACGCUCGGCACGUUGCAGAUCUUCGCGCUUACUACGAAUCGGAAAUAAAUAGUUUGAAACAGAAACUGGAGGCAAAGGAAAUCUGUGCAGCUGAAAAUUGGAAGAAAACCAAUCAAAUUCUUAUAGAUAGAUGUGGCCAGUUAGAUAGUGCUCUGAGCGAAGCCACUGGUCGUGUGAGAACCCUCGAAAAUAGGAACAACUUACUGGAAAUAGAAGUGAGUGACCUUCGAGACCGCUUCCGCGCAGCCAGCAGCGCCUCGGCGGUGCUGCAGGAGCGGAUCGAGGAGAUGCGGGCGAGCAGCAAGGAGAAGGACGGCACCAUCCUGCGGCUGCAGGCCCGGCUGCAGGACGUGGAGGAGGCGUUCGAGAGCGCGUACCGCCUCUCCGACGACAAGGAGGCCCGGCUCCGGCAGGAGGCCAAGAUGUUCCAGGACCUUCUGUUAGAAUAUGAGUCUCUUGGGAAGGAGCACGAGCGGGUGAAGGAAACAUUAAACACAACCGAGAACAAACUGCUUGACGCCCGCACCCAGAUUUCCGAUUUAAAAAGAACAAUUUCAAAACUGGAGGCUCAGAUCAAGCAGGUGGAGCAUGAGAGCCUGGUGGGUCUCCGCCGCCACCUCCGCGCCCCCGCGAGACCCUCCUGCACCGAGACCGGUCUCCCCGCCUCGCACACCCUCGCCACCUCAGACGUCAGCAGGCGCAAGUGGCUGAUUCCCGGGGCCGAGUACUCGAUCUUCACCGGCCAGCCUCUGGCCCUCCAGGAUCGGAGAGUGGAGAACCCGCUGGAGAAAGUCUCUGUCCCUGGGGACCCCCGGCCUGGAAGCCCGCCCACACCAGAGCCGAGAGACACUGCAGACGCCCCAAUAGUGAAGGCACUUAAACAGUUGGAGGAAGAAAAAACACUGAAGAAUCUGGGCACACAGACAGAGGAUCCCUCAAAUAAACCAGUCAGUUCUCAUCUACCUGGAACUCCUGUCGGUGCGGGUCGGUCCCCCGAGAAAUGCCCCCCGCAGAGACCCAAGCGCCAGAGCUCUGCUGCCCAGCGCUCGUCCUCUCUACCACCCUCCAGCCGCCGCUCGAGCCCUCCAGCGAGAAGAGAGAUCAUGCUGACAGCGCUGACCGCGACGUACAGCCCAAAGCGCUCCCCCAGGGAGAACCUGUCCCCCGGGUUCAGCCACCUGCUCAGCAGAGGCGAGAGCAGCUCCACGCGAUCUGAUAUACUUUUGGAUGAUUUAGAUGCAGCGCCCCACGCCGGCCCCCGGAGGCAGCUCCAGCUCCUUCCUCCAGCUGACGCGGAAGAAGAACAGUCGUGGGAAGCCCCCGCGUGCGGCCCUCCUCCCGAGCCCGCGCCGAGGGCAGUGACGCCCCCCACAGCCAGCCUGGGCCCGGGCCCGCCUGCCGCAGCCGCCCGGCCAGAAGGUGACUUUGAAUAUACGGCAAAAAUGAGGACUCUUGCCGAGACAGAACGUUUUUUUGAUGAACUUACAAAAGAAAAGGAUCAGAUUGAGGCGGCGCUGAGCCGGAUGCCUUCUGGAGGACGGGUCACUCUGCAGGCGAGGUUAAACCAGGAGGCCUUGGAGGAGCGGCUGGAGAGGGUCAACCGAGAGCUGGGCUCCAUCCGGAUGACGUUAAAGAAAUGCCACGUCCUGCGCACCUGUGCAAAUCUCUGAGAUUUGUUGCCAUUAAAUUUUAAGAUGUUUUUGU
Molecule: messenger RNA, 3475 nt
Organism: Sorex araneus (European shrew)
Lineage: Eukaryota; Metazoa; Chordata; Mammalia; Eulipotyphla; Soricidae
Gene: MPHOSPH9
Product: M-phase phosphoprotein 9
Cellular component (GO): centriole
Source: RefSeq, a predicted model, not a curated record